AUGCAAGUGAUCAGUCUCGGGCUGCUACUCUCCGGCGCGCUGAUCACUUACAAAAUCUUCAUGCUAAUCUCUAAUUCCGAAAGUCCUAUUGUCGUCGUGCUGAGCGGUAGCAUGGAACCCGGGGUGCACCGGGGUGAUUUGCUGCUCCUCACCAACUACAUCGAGCGAGAUCGGCUAGUUUCUGGCGACAUUGUUGUAUACAAGCUACCCGAGCGCAACAUCCCGAUCGUGCAUCGCAUCAUCAAGAUCCAUGAAGACAAAAACCUGGACGUCGACAUCUUGUCCAAGGGCGAUAAUAAUAUCCCUGACGACCGCGAACUCUACGGGCGCGGGCGACGGUGGCUGCAGAGGCCAAACAUUGCGGGGAGAGCGUUUGCGUUUCUGCCAUACGCGGGCAUGCUCACUAUCAUUAUGAACGAUUACCCGCAGCUCAAGUACGUCCUGCUCGGGUGUCUUUCUGGACUAGCGCUGAUUGGAGGGGAAUGAGGCGGGCAGAUCAGAUCGUAUGUGCGCCAUGCUCCACCCAUCGCAAGCGAACUUUUGCCAAGAGCGGACGUAUUUUGACUGCAUGGCUCCUCGAACAAAAGAAUCGACGUCCCGUGUUGGAUGAAAGCGAUACCCAAUCACCCCGUAUAUGUGUAAUAAGACAACCAAACCCUCCCACGCACUAGCGCUACACCAUAAAACAAUUACUCCCUA
Messenger RNA from Chondrus crispus (carragheen), 699 nucleotides. RefSeq lists its product as hypothetical. Gene Ontology annotation, cellular component: membrane; signal peptidase complex. The record is from RefSeq and is a predicted model, not a curated record. Lineage: Eukaryota; Rhodophyta; Florideophyceae; Gigartinales; Gigartinaceae. The transcript has 2 exons. Gene Ontology annotation, molecular function: serine-type endopeptidase activity. The coding region runs from base 1 to 486 and encodes 161 amino acids.